Molecule: messenger RNA, 675 nt
Organism: Colletotrichum gloeosporioides
Lineage: Eukaryota; Fungi; Ascomycota; Sordariomycetes; Glomerellales; Glomerellaceae
Product: Maltose fermentation regulatory protein MAL13
Exons: 2
Coding region: 1-675 (224 amino acids)
Biological process (GO): DNA-templated transcription
Molecular function (GO): DNA binding; zinc ion binding
Source: RefSeq, a predicted model, not a curated record
AUGUCAACUCCUGCAGAUUUAUCCAACCUACAACAAAGCAGUUCAGCAGGGAUCGAUCUCCCCACGGUUGACUUCUUCGUCUCGGAGGCGUUGCGAUCAAGAAGAUACCACAAUGUUGCCGAUACUCAGUCGCUUGCACAAGUCCAAACCUCAUUCUUCCUCUACUGCAUCUACUUCUGUCUCAAUAACGACAAUGCAGCAUGGUUCUACAUCCGCGAAGCGAUGACCAUUCUGCAGACACUACGAUAUCAUGAAGAAGCAACAUACAACGAAAUCGCGGACUCUUCCACCAAAAAGUACGCGCGACGCAUCUUUUGGGUGCUAUUCAUCACAGAGCGAGCAUAUGCAAUGCAACGGCAUCGGCCACUGACGCUGCAGCCCAUGCUAGAUCUUCCCCAGAUCGACCCGCUCAGCCCCGAUGCUAAAAUUCUGCCCGGCUUCCUAGAGCUCAUUUCCCUUUUUCGGCCGUUUGACACGGAUUUUAUCGCCACGUGGAACUCAUCUACCCCGUCGUCGACAUCGAAGUCGGCAGAGCCUGAACAGCUGGCGCGGCUGCAGAACACUCUGUCGAAUGCACUCGCCAACGUGGCCAACUUUUCUCCGAUGCAACAAGCUGAUCUUCUCAUCACACGCGAAUGGCUGAAGGUCAUUGACACUGCUAUCGGGGACGGAUAG